AUGUUAAUAAUAGUAGAAUAAGUUAAACAAACAAAAGACAUGUUCCCUUUGUAAAAUUUAGAAGUUUGACUUGUUGCCUUCAAAAUCUAAUACAGACAAACCUACCCCCCACAAUUCACUUUUAAAUGCCAAUUAUCUACCACAUCUUCCCAAAUGUAAUAAUACCUUAGAGUUCACUACCUUCACAAAAAUAGGAACCAAAUCUUUAGUAGUAAGGAAAGAUCAAUUUUCCAUGGAAAGGAAAACAUUGGAGACUGAGGCUGAGGUUAAAGUUCCAGUAAUUUACUACCUUUCUAGAAAUGGCCAACUUGAGCAUCCACAUCUCAUGUAUGUUUCAAUCUCUUCUUCACAUGGAACACUAUGUCUUCAAGAUGUGAUAAAUAGAUUGAGUUUUCUCCGAGGACAAGGAAUUGCUAACAUGUAUUCUUGGUCUACAAAAAGGAGUUACAGGAAUGGAUUUGUGUGGCAAGAUUUAUCCGAGAAUGAUUUAAUUUACCCGAGUAGCAGCCAUGAGUAUGUCCUUAAAGGAACACUACUCAUAGAAGAACCUUCAAGCUUUAGAUCCUAUGAAACAAUACUAUCGAUGCCAAGCUCCAAAAGUUCUAAUGAAACAAACAAUUCUAGUAGCAUGGAUGCAGACUCCCCUUCUUCCACCGCGAAGGGCUCGCGGCGCGAUUACAAACUUUACAAGGCAACAACAUACAGGGAAUUUGCUGAGAAAGCGACUAAUGCGUCGACUCAGACAGAGGAGAAGGGUAGGCAAAGGAUGGAUAUUGAGACAUGUGAAGGGUUUGGAGGAAAUGCUGUAAGGAAGAUUGAUAAGAAUGGAGGGUCUAUGUCAUAUUCCCGUUCUAGUUUUGGAUCAUUAGAAGGGUGUUUGGAAUCAGCAGAUAUCAGAAACCAAAAGAUUGAGAAUGAACGUCCAAGUGGGAGGAUGAGAGCAACACAAGUUCUGAUGCAGUUGGUCAGCUGUAGAAGUCCUAGAGAAGAACUCUGAGUGAGUCGCUGAAAUUUGUUUUACUGUGCAGUUUUUAGUUAAGUUAGUGAUGGAACAUAAUUUGAGAAUUAUUUGUUGCUUUGUCUGCAUCAAUUCAUGUAGCCGACUCUAUUAGUGGGAUAAUGUUUGAUUAUUGUUAUUGUUGGAAUGUUAUGAGUUGAAUCGUUAAUGUUAGAUGAGAGAGGUCUUACCCUCAUCCGUAAGGUUAUUCAAUUAGACGGGUUUAUACAAAAAAACAAUGAGCAACACUUGUGAUCAAUGUAAUCAUUCAAGUCAUGUUACACGUCUAAUUUAUCUUUA
Medicago truncatula (barrel medic) is the source of this 1297-nucleotide messenger RNA. Its product is annotated as protein UPSTREAM OF FLC. The record is from RefSeq and is a predicted model, not a curated record. The transcript is spliced from 3 exons. The coding region runs from base 233 to 997 and encodes 254 amino acids. NCBI's taxonomy places the organism in Eukaryota, Viridiplantae, Streptophyta, Magnoliopsida, Fabales, Fabaceae.